Messenger RNA from Batrachochytrium dendrobatidis JAM81, 831 nucleotides. RefSeq lists its product as uncharacterized. Bases 1 to 831 code for a protein of 276 amino acids. Lineage: Eukaryota; Fungi; Chytridiomycota; Chytridiomycetes; Rhizophydiales. The record is from RefSeq and is a predicted model, not a curated record. The transcript has 2 exons.
AUGCGAGACCACUCUCAAUCCAGAUCUACUCCUCAUAGACAGCAGCAACCUGCACAACCUUUGCAUCCCCGCGAUGAUUAUACUCGACCUAAUGUCUGGUCUAGAGAUACGGAAUCUCAUGGAUCAUUUAGGAGCCCACAUGUCCCUUUACAACCAUCCCAGUCUACAUCUCAGCGUGCUCGUCAAGAUCUACCCCACUCAUAUCGAGGGGGAAAUACGCAGCCAUCAUCUACCUCGGCAAAUUUCAAUGAGCGAGGUUAUUCGCAAGGAUCUGCACCAUUUUCUAGCCGAACUGCAUCUGGAUCUGCAGUGGAUGAUUAUCCAAAACGAUCUAGUAGAUAUGCUCGCAUUGGUAGCGACUCUCCCGACUUUUUACCUCGCCGGCAACUUCAAUCUGCUUCUGCAACAGAGUCUGUUGCUGCCAACUCAACUGUAUCAACUGGAGGUUUUACUGGAUUCCAUGGUUCUUCCACUAAUCCCGGAGUAGACUCGACAUCCAUGUACAAGAAUCGAAACGCAUAUUCUGGUAGCUCAGCAAGAAAUCAAGACAAAGAUACUCAUAUUCGGAAAGAGCGAUUUGGUAACACUGGAUAUAGAGGUGGGCCAGAUAGAGAUACAGCAUAUGGCGCAAGUCCUAGAUUUGGAGAAGGAAAUGGUUCAUGGCAACGUUCAGCUACAAACCAAGGGUCCGGUCGUGACAAUGAUGAGAGAUGGCUACUCUCAUAUAAACGGGACAGACCUGCCAGGUUUGAUCGAGAUUUGGAUCGACCGCCUGCUUCCCCAUAUUCCAGAGGCUAUUUUAGACCUAGAGAAGAAGGCUUUAGAUUGUAA